AGUUUGCUUCACCGAGAGAGCAUUUCGCGGCGCGUCCCCUGCAAACGGAGCGAUAACUGCUGCACGCAGCUUCCCGUGCCAGCUCCCAGGGUCCAUGUUUUGUUAUGAUAUGUCGUGUAGGAACACAGAAGCAGCAGCAGCAGCAAGGGCAAGGAACGCUGACCGAGUAUUGGCGUAGUUUUGUGAGGUAGCGAUCGUGGUAUAUUGUCCCAUUCGUCAUCAGCGUUCGGUGUGCGUGUGUGUGUGCGCGUGUGCCCAUGAAUUACGUGAGUGGUUCUGUCGGUGUCCUCGACUACUACGUUCGAAGCAUGGCAACUGACGGCUAACAGUGACGAGCAGCAAGUUUUUGGAUGGAUAAAUGAUCAAUCUCCGAGCAGCAGUUCCGUUCGUGUUUCGUGUUUGGCGAAAAAAGUAAAAAAUACAUCCUCAACCACAAGAAAAGAAAAGCAAAACAAAGUUCGAGUGCGCGAGUGUAACCUGUGUGUGUGUACAGUGUUUCUCUCUCUCUCUUGCUCUCGCUGUGUUUCGGUGUGUUGUAUGGUUGUAAAAAUUGGCCAUAAAUGCUCUCACGGGGAGUGAAAAUUUUCUUCACGAAAACGACGUAAACCCGUUCAUCCCCCCAACCUCCGUUUCCCCCAUCCACACACACACAACGACGACGGGAGGGAAAACCUCGUCGCAAAGGAAGCAAAGCCAAAAAAAGGUCCGAAAUAAUACUAAAAAAAGUGAAGGGGCACAUACAACACACACACAGCAACCCGUGUGUGUGUGUGAGAGUGUGUGUGGGGCUACACCGGAAUCAGACGGUGGAACGAAUCGACAUCAGAAACGGAGAGUAAGCAGGGCUAGUCGAAAAAAAAAAACUCGUAGUCACAUUGCUUGGUUUUUCUUUCGCGAAAGAAAAUAUAAGCAAACCCCCGCUUUGGGCCUCAUCAUCCCCCCCUUUCUACCCGGUUCUGCUCUGGUUGAUUGCCAUUUUCCACGUGUGUGAGCGCGCGCGAAUGUGUGUAUGUGAAGAGUGAUUUAGCUGGGAGGUGAGGAAGCGUGGGAAAAACGAGCAAUAGAAUAGAACGCCCCGCGUAUCCAGUGCGUGCAAGGAUAACAGUGUCCAUCCUUAUCGUGACAGCUUUACGAGAGAGCGAGAGAGAGCGAGUGUGAAAGAGCGAGUGAGAGUAGUAGACGCUGUGUGGUCCUUCAUCAUCGAUGCCAACGAAGGGAAUUGCAAUCGAAGGAAGCCAUCACUAGUCGCGAAAGCCGCUGCUGCACAUCAUAAUUGCACAAAAGAAAAACAAAACAACGAAGCGCACAACAGUGAGCGAAGAAAACAGUAUCGGAAAAUGCACAAAUCAGCCGGCUGGAAUGAUUUAACCCUACCGCGGCUGUAACCCACGACCCCUCUGUCGCACAAUCAUUGCGUUCGUACAAUCAUCGCACACCCAACCGGUACACAUCAUUUCAUCAGACAAGGGAACAGUAUCAAUCCAAACUGGCUGCCUCACAAUGUGGGGCCAGGAUUCCCCUGAGCCCCAACACUCAGGCGACAAUCGAGAAGCAUUUGCCGGGUCUGCCGAGCAAGCGAUUGCUUAUGCAGCAGGCCUCUAAAAUCACAGAAAAGCGAGACGUUGGAUGCAUAACUGAAGUAUGCAGCGCCGAAGACCUACCCGAGGUGGAGAUUUUCUCCUUGCUCGAGGAGCAAAUCCCACGGUACAAGAUCCGGGCGGACACGACUACCACCUUCGGUGGGUACGAAAAUCAGGACUGGUUCGUGCAGUAUCCAGCGCUACCGAUACCGACGGAAGGGCUCGGCCUGACGACGGAACAGACGCGGGAAGCACUUAACUAUUUCCUCCUAUGCGGUAACCGAGUGAGCCAAAUGACCCGCGCGUACGAUGACAUAGAUGCCGUAACGCGCCUGCUGGAAGAGAAGGAAAAGGACCUCGAGCUAACGGUGCAGAUUGGCAAGGAGCUGCUAGCGCAGAACACGCACCUCGAGAACCGGGUCGCCGAGCUGGUGCAGGAGCUCAAGACGACGAACGAAAACCGGGCGCAGCUCUCGCACGAGCUGCAUCAGAAGAUCGAGCUGAUCGGAAUACUGACGAACGAUGCCGACGACACCAGUGAGAAUGUCACACCGACGGCAUCGAAGUCGAUCAACCUGGAGCUGCUGCAGCGGAAGGUUAAGCAGCUGGAGGACGAAAACAAAUCCCUGCGCACCGAAACCGCCCAGCUAGUGAAGGAGACGGACGAGUGCGAGGAGCAGGAGCGCAGGCUGAUGGCGGACAUCGCGAACCAGCUUACCACGGCCAACAGCGAGUUUGACGGUUUAAAUUUGGAACUCGAACGACUGAAGGAGGAAAACCGGCUACAGCAUGAGCAGAUCAUCAGCCUUACCGGGCGGCUCGCGGACGCCGAGAUACGGCUCCAUCAGCUGACCUCCGAAAACGAGGAAGCAUCGUCGCUGCUCAGCAUCACCAAAGAAAACCAAAACCUGCUGGCGGGCGAGCUGGCCGAGUUCAAGCUGCGCUACCAGGAGGUGCUGAACCUGCUGCAGGAGGCCCAGGAGCAGCUGCGCCGGCAGCGGAAACGCUCCCAGCCGCUCGCGCGCAGCUCGCUCAUUCCCGGCAUUACGGGAAUGCCGGCUGCGCCCGAUUCGCUCCAGUCGGAGCUGAUGGAAACGUCCCUCUACUCGGAGCACAGCCUCGACUCGGGCAUCGAUUCGGUGCGGGGCGGUAUCGGUGGUGGCGGCUCCAUGAUGGGUGGCAUGAUGACCGGCUCCCAGCAGCAGGUUCCCGCCUAUCGGAAGGUGUUCGAGACGGUCCGCUCGGCCAGCCGGGCGAAUCCGAACGGGUUCAGCGAUAGUUUCUCGCAGCUCGGUUCGAUGACGAUGAGUUCCUCCUCGCAGCCGCGCAUGGCACCGUACGUUUACCCCGGACUGGGCGGUACGACCGGCAACGGCAGCGGCGUCAGCAAUGCGGGCAUCACGACGAUGACACACUCCUACAAGAGCGGUUCGUCCGUGUACAGCACGAUGUACGGCGGUGGUGGCGGCAGUUCGCUCGGUGGACGAACGUACUCGCGCGAAAGUCUGACCGCCGACUCGGAGGAUGGCUAUCCGGGUCCAGCCCAAACAGGCAUCCCGGGUGCGCCGGGCGCGAAGGAUCUGGAAGCGGCCCUGAAGCGUCUUACCCCGGCGGAGGUGCUAGCGAGACGGGCGAUGCUGCAGCACGCUCCGCUCGGCACGUACAGCUACGACGAGCAGCCUGCGGGCAUUCCGCUCGGCUGCCGCACACCGGACAGUAUUAUGUCGACCGGUUCGUCGGGCCUGUCCGGCCUGUCGUCGUCGUCGGCCGCCGGCAACGGCCAGUGGCGCCUUCCGGAGAAGCUGCAGAUCGUGAAACCGAUCGAGGGCUCGCAAACGCUGCACCACUGGUCGCGGCUUGCCACGCCCACCCUGAGCGGGCUGCUCGAGGAGCGGCCGGGCGUGACGAUACGCGGUGGCCGCGGGCUGGACGAGCUGGGCCUGCAAACCUACUCGCUGUCCGACGUGGAGGAGGACGAAGACACGGAAGACCAUCCGGGCAAGCGGUUCCAAUCGUUCGGCUGCACCUACACGUACACCAACAGCACGGUGCUGCAUCCGGACGACGGUACGACGGCGGUCACGUUCAGUUUGCCACCCUCGCAAAUGUCCUCCCAGAUGACGUCCGAGUGUCCGACGCGACAGCCGACCGCACCGUCAACGCCCCGCUCCAGCCUGUCGCGGCGCAACUCCUGCUCGACGUUCAGCGUGAACAUGGGGCUGGCGUCGAUGCUGAACGAGCGUGGCAUUAAAGCCGUUACACCGAGUGCCCUUAAUACGCCCGCCGGGCCCAACUACUCACCCACGGUGACACCCUGCAAUAGUCCUGAUGGUUCACCCACUCGUUCAAUGUCUCCGGAACCGCCGCUCCUAUCCGGGCUGCUCGCCUCGACGGCCGACAUCCUGCGCAAGCGGUUCGUCGCCUCGACCGGCGGCCAGCACAGUUCCGCCGAUCCGGCCGAUCGUCCAUCGAGAAUAAUGACCCGCAACAAGGUCGCGCUGUCGCGGCUGGAAAAGAAAGCACUUCGCUCGAUCAAGAUCAUGGAAAAGGUGGAAAGCAUCGGGCUGGAGAACAUUAUGCUACCGCCGCAGCAUCCACCGGGUAUCAGUCCGCUUGCCCUGCACGGCACCUCGGCCCUCUACACGGCAGCCGCGUCCGGUCGCGGCCGUAGCCCGAUGGCACAGCUUACCAGCCUCAAACACAUGCAGGACCAGCGACGCAAAGCUCAGCAGCAGCAGGCGGACGAUCUUGUAACGAUCGACAAGGAAACGAUCAAAGCGGUCCUAACGAAGGGUCUGUCGCACGACAGCCUGAAGAGCAUGGCUUCCUCGUCCGGUGCGAGCAGUGGCAUCAGUACAGCGAUGUCCUCCGACUCGGACAGCUCAUCCGUGGCGAGCUUUGACUCGGAACCCCGCACCAAGGACACGACCAGCGGUGCCAGCUCGGCUGCUACCAACACCAAUACCGCCUCCCCAACGACAGCGGCCCGGCUGAAGCAGAUGCAGCGGCAGAAGUCGCGACGCAAUCUACUGAACGGUGCGAACGGUGGCUCCCAGCGGCCGGAUCUUGGCACGGUGAACGGUUCCAGCCGUCCCGGAGUACGACCAGACCUUGGCACAGUGGGCAGUAAAGCAACGGGCAAAACUGGUGGCAACAACAACACCGGUGGAAGUGGCAAGGACAGUCGCAGCAAACAGCAAUCGACGGCAACUGCUGCAGCACCGGCGGUUAAGGAAGAAAGCCGUUCACUCGGUCAGAGUGUGUACGGUACGAUCAGCUCGUUGCUGUUUGGCCGCAAGGGUGGUUUGCUGUAAGAACACUAACGAGAGCAGUGAAGGACACAAGGACGACCGCGGCAGGCACAGGAGUACAUGCGCGGGUCCGGCUGAAAAAACCCCUUUUUAUUGGUAGCCGUCACAGUUUACAUCCACCUUUUUUCGUAUAAUUUUAACCUACAAACAGAUUAUUUCCUAUAUUCAUUUAGUGUGCCCAUCAUAUCCUUGUUCUGUAAAGUUUUAGUACAUCCCCUAGUGCGCAAGCAAGACAAAAAAACACACACGCACAUAUUCUACACAAUAAUACCUCCCAAAUGGCAACAAUUACCCCGCGAGGAAAAGUUAUUUUGCAUACCUUCAGGGGGCGAAAUCCAAUAAGAAUCCUUCUAUUUGCCGUGCGCGCUCGCUGAGAGUAAAACAGAUACACCUUUUCUCGCUUCCCUCGUUUUUGGAUGGAAAACAGGAAUGCGGGCUCUCCCCCUACACCACCUAAAACCAUUCAAGCAAGCAAGGAAUUACGGAAAAUCAGGCUAACUCUCUCGUAUGCACAACACUGCCGGGUGCUGGUUUUUUGUUUGUCCAGUUAGAAACUUCAGUAUUUGUUCGACAUUAGUCCUUUCUUGGUGCUUUUCCACUCUAUUUUCGGUGGCAGCUCAGUGUUACUAGCAGGCUUAAAGUGUAGUCAAAUUACGAACAUUCCGGUGCUCACCCAGUGCCAGGCCACUGAGAACUGAUAUAUAAACCAUCGCUAAAUAAAGAUGGUGUUUAGAAACUGUAGGCAACAUUUCUUUAGGAAGCUUCCAUUUCCCAAUUAUCCCGAGAGAUUUUUUUCUUAUUUCUUUCAUAAAUCACUGUCCAUGUUUUCCCUUGCAAAUUUUCCCUCCAUGCUUUUUAGGAUAACAUUUUUCGAAUUAAAUUAUCUCUAACUAGUCUUGCUAUUGCCUCAAACAAACGUGAUGAUGAGAGAGGAAUGCUGAUUUUAGGAAGCUUUUUCGCUGCCUACUUGAUCGCUGCAACGUUGGCAAGCUUACGGUUUGGGUGGCGUUUAGGGAGGUUUAGGAGCCGCAUGGUAGAUUGAAGCUUCAGUUCCUGCCCUUUCUGGUGUAGUCGACACGGAUUUUACGUACACGUCACAAGCAUAAUGUGAAAUGAUUUACUCUUUUUUUUUUAAUCAGACUCCAAAAGUAUCUUAUUUUUUCUAGUCCAAUGAACAACGAAUACACAUUUCAUUUUCUAUUUCCCUGUUCUAGAAGCUGUUUAAACGCCCUCUAAUGCAGUACUGUAAAAAUCUUUCUUGCUGAUCGUACAUCAAUACAAACUCUCUCACACACAAUUGAUUCAAGUCCGGUUCCGACCCUUUCCGCAAAACAAAACAAAAAAAAAACACUCUUAAGGAAAAGCUCGUGUAAACCCAUCGAUGGACGAAUCAAUGAGAGGUAACAGGCAAAGCUGUAAAUUAGAAGACAAUCCCCAUUUCAUGUGCGGUAAUGAGAUGAACUCGCUCGGCUCUUAUCGUACUUCCGCAGUCUUUGUUUAGCAUCCUUUUUUCUCUCAAGCUUUGGAGAAAGGAUCAGCACAAUCUGUACGCACUGUUUUGCUAACUGUACACUGUUCAAAGCACCACUUUCUUAUACAUAUAUCGGCAAAUUACGAUAUAGCUUUAUGUAAGACAACACCACUCCCUGUAGAACUGUAACAACAUCUACAUCUUUCUGCCUAUUUUUACAACAAUGCAGUCACAUAGGGUACAUUCUGGAAGAGCAAAUCGAUCAGUGAAGGGAUAAUACAGUGCUGCAAUUAUAGGGUGAAGUAACUCUAACUUUAUUUAAAAAAUACUUUCUUUCUAUACUCUAUUUAAUUUGAUAACAGAGGGGUACAGGAGAGAUUUUGUGAGUUAAACGAGAUAAAUCUGGCGAUUACUUUAGCUAUUUUUCCCCUCUAGAUUUUCUUUUACCUCUGUUCAGCUGAGAGCUUUUAGUAGCCUCGUAGUGUAGAUAGAGAAAAAGUGGUACUAAACAAAAUGCUUGUGAAAAAAGGAUAUUAUUAGAGAGCUCGUUAGUAGCUGCACAACAAGUAGCUGGUUUCGCAUUGAACCAAAAAAAACAUAAGAAACGCGGAGAAAUGGCAUAGUUUAGUUACGACUGGUUAUCACUCUUGUCCCUCUCGAUAACGAAUUGGCUUUCGUAGACUGUGUGAUUUGGAUUAGUUUUUUUCGGAAAAAACCUUUUUUUGGUUAGUAUGUACGCUCACUAUAACACACAAUAGAAAACGAAUUGAGCUGGUUCCUUUCGCGCGAAAGGUAAAGAAAAUGACUAUGUGAGAGAACGGCGCAUGAAGCAGCAGGGAUUGUUGAAUCAACUGUAUCUGUUUUUUUUUGUGUGUAUUGCUCUAUAAAGGAGUAAAAGAGAGAGGCCUUUCCAAAAAUGGGUUAAGUUUCGUUGUUGUGACUUUUUUGUGAAGCGUACGUAGGGAUCGUUGUAAAUAGAUUGAAGUGUUGAUAACACAUCACACCCCAUUUCUUACCCCGAAGCCUAUGAGGAAGAAAAAACGUCGUGCUACUUUAAAAACCAAUGGUGGAUAAGUUGGAAACAAAAAACACAGACAGACGAGAAGACUAUUAAACAGAUUAAAGAAAGCUUACAUCAACCUUUCCCCCUCUCCCGCAGAAUGCUACUGGCUGUUGUAGAUAAUUAUUAAAAUAGUGCGCAAAAACAACACACAAAACACAAUACAAACAAAGUGAAACUAAAUUACAAAAAACAUAAUAUAACGACGACAAGGGAUAAAAGUGGGAGGGAAAAGGAAAGGUUGUGUUAAUUGUGUGUGUUUCAACCAAGAAGCAUCACAAGGAAUGGAUAAGCAAAGAAUGGAUGCGUGUGUGAAAUGAAAACAGAUUGUUGUUACACAUUGCAAAAUAGUUGUAACGAAAGUAAGAAAGAGAAUGUUAAGUAUUUAUUUUUAUAUAGAACAAAGAAGGUAAUAAAAUAAAUCAAUAAACGAUGAAAACGAAAACAAAA
This is a messenger RNA of Anopheles gambiae (African malaria mosquito), 7872 nucleotides long. RefSeq names its product trafficking kinesin-binding protein milt (gene milt). The record is from RefSeq and is a predicted model, not a curated record. The transcript has 9 exons. NCBI's taxonomy places the organism in Eukaryota, Metazoa, Arthropoda, Insecta, Diptera, Culicidae. Bases 1586 to 4894 code for a protein of 1102 amino acids.